Sceloporus undulatus (fence lizard) is the source of this 1785-nucleotide messenger RNA. RefSeq names its product eukaryotic translation initiation factor 4A3 (gene EIF4A3). Gene Ontology annotation, molecular function: ATP binding; RNA helicase activity; mRNA binding. Gene Ontology annotation, cellular component: nucleolus; catalytic step 2 spliceosome. Bases 99 to 1331 code for a protein of 410 amino acids. The transcript is spliced from 12 exons. NCBI's taxonomy places the organism in Eukaryota, Metazoa, Chordata, Lepidosauria, Squamata, Phrynosomatidae. The record is from RefSeq and is a predicted model, not a curated record.
GGCCAAGUCUCGCGGCCUUUCCGUUUCCCGUUCGCAUUGCCGUGGCGCUGCUGGUCUUGUGAGUCGUUGGGCGGAGAGGGAGCCUCGGUCCGGGCGCGAUGUCGGGGGCAGCGGGGGGCGCGGCGGGCUCGGCCCGAAAGCGGCUGCUGAAGGAGGAAGACAUGACCAAAGUGGAGUUCGAGACCAGCGAGGAGGUGGACGUCACGCCGACCUUCGACACCAUGGGCCUCCGAGAGGACCUCCUGCGCGGCAUCUACGCCUACGGUUUUGAGAAACCUUCAGCUAUCCAGCAGAGAGCAAUCAAACAGAUCAUUAAAGGAAGAGACGUAAUUGCACAGUCACAAUCAGGAACAGGCAAAACAGCAACAUUUUCCAUCUCUGUGCUGCAGUGUCUGGACAUCCAGGUUCGUGAAACCCAGGCAUUGAUUUUGGCACCUACUAGAGAAUUGGCAGUACAGAUUCAGAAGGGUCUUCUUGCUCUUGGUGACUACAUGAAUGUCCAGUGUCAUGCCUGCAUUGGUGGGACCAAUGUUGGUGAAGACAUCAGGAAGCUGGAUUAUGGACAGCACGUUGUAGCUGGUACACCAGGACGUGUAUUUGAUAUGAUUCGCCGCAGAAGUCUAAGGACUCGUGCUAUUAAAAUGUUGGUUUUGGAUGAAGCUGAUGAAAUGCUCAAUAAAGGUUUCAAAGAACAGAUUUAUGAUGUGUACAGAUACCUUCCCCCAGCAACACAAGUAGUUUUGAUCAGUGCUACCUUGCCACAUGAGAUCUUGGAGAUGACCAACAAAUUUAUGACUGACCCCAUCCGCAUUCUGGUGAAACGUGAUGAAUUGACUCUAGAAGGGAUCAAACAGUUCUUUGUGGCUGUUGAGAGAGAAGAAUGGAAGUUUGAUACACUGUGUGACCUGUAUGACACACUCACUAUCACACAGGCGGUCAUCUUCUGUAAUACAAAGAGGAAGGUUGACUGGUUGACUGAGAAAAUGAGAGAAGCCAACUUCACUGUUUCAUCAAUGCAUGGUGACAUGCCUCAGAAGGAGAGGGAGUCCAUCAUGAAAGAGUUCAGAUCUGGGGCAAGCCGUGUUCUUAUUUCUACAGAUGUUUGGGCUAGAGGCUUGGAUGUACCUCAGGUUUCCCUAAUCAUUAACUAUGACUUGCCCAACAACAGAGAAUUGUAUAUACACAGGAUUGGUAGAUCAGGUCGCUAUGGCCGAAAAGGUGUUGCCAUCAACUUUGUAAAGAAUGAUGAUAUUCGUAUUUUGCGAGACAUUGAACAGUACUAUUCCACCCAAAUUGAUGAAAUGCCCAUGAACGUUGCUGACCUUAUUUGAAGAAACAAGAUAGACUGAAGAGAGAGAAGAUGGACUGAAGAGAAAAAGAGUGUAUCCUGUUACCAGUGAUGUUACACAACUGCAAUCAGGGGCUGCUUUUAAUUUUGCUUAUUGAUACAGUACUUGUGUUUAAGAAUUUUAUGAAUGUAACUCCCAGAUGGUUAGAUGUAUAUCAUGUCCUUCAGUCUAAGCCUCUAUUUUUGAACAUAGCAUUCACUGAAUGUUCCAUUUGCAAAAAAACUAACUUUGGAAGCAGCUAAAAGUACUUAGCCAAGGGUGGGGUGGGUUGGGUUGUUUAAAAAGACAAACACAUUCUCAUAGUAGAAUCUUACCUAUGUAGACAAUUUUUUAAUUUUUAUUUUAUCUUUUGGACAGAAGCUGUAAAUAAAGUGUUGUCAAUCCAACUUGCCACUCUUUUUCCUGAUUAGACAAUAAAGUUUUCAUAUAAAUGUUA